Gavia stellata (red-throated loon) is the source of this 1514-nucleotide messenger RNA. RefSeq names its product G protein subunit alpha 11 (gene GNA11). Gene Ontology annotation, cellular component: heterotrimeric G-protein complex. Gene Ontology annotation, molecular function: G protein-coupled receptor binding; G-protein beta/gamma-subunit complex binding; guanyl nucleotide binding. The transcript has 7 exons. Gene Ontology annotation, biological process: action potential; phospholipase C-activating dopamine receptor signaling pathway; adenylate cyclase-modulating G protein-coupled receptor signaling pathway. The record is from RefSeq and is a predicted model, not a curated record. NCBI's taxonomy places the organism in Eukaryota, Metazoa, Chordata, Aves, Gaviiformes, Gaviidae. The coding region runs from base 2 to 1081 and encodes 359 amino acids.
CAUGACUCUGGAGUCCAUGAUGGCCUGUUGCCUGAGCGACGAGGUGAAGGAGUCGAAGCGCAUCAACGCCGAGAUCGAGAAGCAGCUGCGGAGGGACAAGCGCGACGCUCGCCGCGAGCUGAAGCUGCUGCUGCUGGGCACUGGGGAGAGUGGAAAAAGCACGUUCAUUAAGCAAAUGCGUAUAAUUCAUGGUUCGGGCUACUCUGAAGAGGACAAAAAAGGCUUCACCAAGCUGGUGUACCAAAACAUCUUCACUGCCAUGCAGUCUAUGAUCAGGGCCAUGGAAACCCUGAAGAUUCUGUACAAAUAUGAACAGAACAAGGCCAAUGCAGUGCUGAUCCGGGAAGUGGAUGUAGAAAAGGUCAUGACAUUUGAGCAGCCAUAUGUAAGUGCAAUUAAAACAUUGUGGAACGACCCUGGAAUACAAGAGUGUUAUGACAGGAGAAGAGAGUAUCAGCUUUCUGACUCAGCUAAAUACUAUCUUAGCGACGUGGAUCGUAUUGCUACCCCAGGAUAUCUACCAACUCAGCAAGAUGUGCUACGGGUUAGAGUUCCUACAACCGGUAUCAUAGAGUACCCCUUUGACCUAGAGAAUAUUAUCUUCAGAAUGGUGGAUGUUGGAGGUCAAAGAUCAGAACGAAGGAAGUGGAUCCAUUGCUUUGAAAAUGUGACUUCCAUCAUGUUUUUAGUAGCACUUAGUGAAUAUGACCAAGUUCUGGUGGAAUCUGAUAAUGAGAACCGGAUGGAAGAGAGUAAAGCUCUCUUUCGAACCAUUAUCACUUAUCCAUGGUUCCAAAACUCUUCUGUUAUCCUUUUUCUCAACAAGAAAGAUCUGUUGGAAGACAAGAUCCUAUAUUCCCACCUUGUUGACUAUUUCCCAGAGUUUGAUGGCCCACAGAGGGAUGCACAGGCAGCCCGUGAGUUCAUUCUGAAGAUGUUUGUGGAUUUAAAUCCAGACAGCGAUAAAAUCAUCUAUUCUCACUUCACGUGUGCCACAGACACAGAAAACAUCCGUUUCGUCUUUGCAGCUGUCAAGGACACCAUCCUACAGCUCAACCUGAAGGAGUACAACCUGGUUUGACCUGCUCUGCUCUUGGCCCCUUGAGAGGCUUCGUUGUGAAGAAAAGACAAAAAAAGAAAUUUUAAAUAUGACAGGAAAAAAGUUUUAAUUUUUGAUGAUGUAAUGAUUGCAAAUUGUCUGAUCUGUGGAGUGGCAAGUGCUCAGUGUUAUCCUGGAGUCUCAUGUCUCUGUCCACAGAGUAGUUGAUUUCAUAUUUUUAACAAAUUGCUUUUAUUUCACAGUUAACGGGGAUAUGCCUCAGUUCUUCAGCACCUUGCUUACUUCUUAAUUUUUGCCAAACAGCUAAGGCAGUCUCAUCUUGAGCUUUCCUUUGUUGCUUAGCCACUUUUUUUUCCCCCUUUUCAUUCCCAGGGUAUAUAUAGAAAAAAACCCCCAACUUUCCAGCCGAGAUUGUGAAUUCACUGGACUGUGGGAGUGCAGAAUGCUACUGGUG